Solea senegalensis (Senegalese sole) is the source of this 2336-nucleotide messenger RNA. It is a transcript of the gene terf2ip, whose product is annotated as telomeric repeat binding factor 2, interacting protein. Bases 66 to 2060 code for a protein of 664 amino acids. Gene Ontology annotation, biological process: telomere maintenance via telomere lengthening; regulation of DNA-templated transcription. Gene Ontology annotation, molecular function: telomeric repeat DNA binding. Lineage: Eukaryota; Metazoa; Chordata; Actinopteri; Pleuronectiformes; Soleidae. Gene Ontology annotation, cellular component: shelterin complex. The record is from RefSeq and is a predicted model, not a curated record. The transcript is spliced from 9 exons.
AAGAGAUCCCGGAAGUUGGCUUGUUUUGGUUUCUGUUGCGGCGGGAAAGCACAAGGUGUGAUGUAAUGAUGCCGUCCAAACCUCAGGAGGAUGUAGCCAAAUCGGACAUCUCCCCGGUUCUCUUCACAACUGACGGUAAACCAAUGUAUUUCUACUUGCGCCCAGGUCAUGUCAAACGCAAGCUGCAGCCACACAUCACAUCUGGAGGAGGGAUGCUGUGCAAUGUCCAGCAGCCAGGAGCAAUCCUGCUGAUUGACCCAGAGGAACGAGUAUCCAUUCCUGAAACUACUGCUCACUGGUAUGUGUCCACCAUGUACAUUCAGGACAGUAUCGACAAGAAUCAACAACUAAACAUAGAGGACUACAGGUUAAAUCCUGAAGAUGUCCCGAGACACUCUACUCGACUCAACAGCAGCAAAAACGCCUCUGCUCGAUUUACAGCAGGCCGGGUUCCCUACACUCCUGAAGAGGAUGCAGCCAUUUUAAAGUACGUCAGCAAGCACAAGGCCGACACCGGGGGAAACCGGCUUUGGCAGGAGAUGGAGAAGCAGCGUGUGACGGCUCACAGCUGGCAGUCGAUGAAAUACCGCUAUCGGAUACGACUGGCAAAGAAACCGCCUGAGGCAGAGGAGGUGAAAACAACAGAGGAAGAGGAGGAGAAUGAAGAAUCAGAUGUUUCACAACCCUGCAGUGAAAAUGCUGCUGCUCCUCAGACACAUUCACCAGCAGCAGAGGCUCUUCGGACAGAAUUAACACAGAAGGAUGUCCAGACCAUAGCAGCUGAAAGCACAGACCCAGAAAAUACAGAGGCUGAAACGUCAGACCUUCCCCAGCCUGAGGAGCCUUGUUUGAGUCCACAGACGGAUGCUAACCCCACUACAGCUGAGAGCAUAGAAACUGAAGCAACUGUCUCUCCACAAAAAGAAGAUUCACCUCGUACUGUUAGCCCAGAAAAGCAGAAACAGAAGCAGGAGACCCCCCCUGAACAGCAUAGACUAUCCCGUAGGAAGCUUGAAUUUAAGGUGUCACCACUGCAUGAACCUGUUGGCAAAAGACUCCGAUUAUCGUCAACAUCAGCUUCCUCUGAGAAACCACCACCAUCCCCUCAGCCUGCAAAGAAAAAGGAAUCACCUGUCAAGCCUGCUGUUCAUAAACAAACAUCAUUAGACUCCCCGUCUUCAAAGAGAGCCAGAGGAAAGAGUGUGGCAGCAGAAGCAGUGAGUCACCAAGGGGAGACGGUAGAAGCUGUUGUGUCAAAAACACCACAACUAGAUGAAGAAUCAGAGUCACUGCCACAGAAAGGAGAGAAGAAAACGGAGAAGAGAAAAUUGGGGAUUCUGGAGUUGGCUACAAAGGAGUUUGAGGAUGACACUGAGACGUCUGAUGAUGAAUCUCUAGAUGUCCAAAACCCAGCAGAAGUAGUAGUGGCACAGUCCACAGCAAUAAACCCACCCUCCCGGUCUUCAGACACAGCUGUGAACCAGGCCUCUACACAGUCCAACCCUGAAUCUGAAUCUGAUUCUGAACCCAGCAUUCAGGAAAGAGCUCAGCAGGCUCAGACUCUCAGCAGUGACUGUGUACCAGAGACGGGCCGUUCUGAGUCUGAAGCCGCUGAUCCUCCCGCUGCUGAAGUUUUUAAUCAAGCUUCCAGGGCUCACCUUUUCAUAUUUGAGAGUGAAUCUCAGCAAGAAGAUUCUCAGUCGCUUAUCGGUGACGGGACCACCGUUCUGUCCAAACCCCGGCCACGUGUGCACAAAGACACUGCACCCUCUCUGACUCAGGUCCAGUUAGAAGAGGAUGUGCAACGAAUCAAAGCGCUCAUGAACCAUACUAAUGGGGAUUUAGUUAGUGUGACCAAAGCACUGUUGAAGACAAGUGGAGACUUCUCUGCCGCACUGGAGUUGCUUAUGGAUCCCUCCACCAUUUCCAGACCAUGUUGGAAUCGCUGUGAUGACGGUCUGCUGCUCUCCGCCGAUCCCGCUGUCCGCCAGCGGCUGCAGGAGAAAUACGGUGAGAUGGAGGUGGCCAAAAGAAUAGUCUUUCUGGAGAUGGAGGGAUGAAAGUGGAGAUGUAAGCAAUAGUUUAGACCGUUCAAAUAUCUCAUCCUUUCCACAUGAAAAUGACAACUGACUUAACCUGACACAUUUUUGAACACAUUUGAGGUUUUAAUUAUUUAAAUUUUACGUAAGAGUCCAUUCAGUUUGGGGACAUAAUCUUUAAAUGCAUGUCAACAUGAGAAUACUUUUUUUUUUAAUCAUUUAUGUGUAUUUUUAAUGUUUCUAGUAAUUGUCAAUAAAUGCUGGAAAAUUAUCUAUUUCAUAAAUUAUCAAAUUCUA